AUGUCUAGUUUAUUUUCAUCAACAGAUUGUUCUGCUGAUGCCGCUUUUUCUAAAUUGCCGUUCGGGGAGGAGGUUAGUAAAUCUAUCCCGUUAGGACCAGAGUCAAACAAGUACAACAGUUCCAAUUACUCACAAACUUACAGAAACAGAGCAUACUCUGAGAAGUUGAUUGAUUCGAUUCAUCCUGAUUUAAACACUCAUGCAAAGUUGUUCAACCAUGCUGCGAAGGUUUAUGCCAAUCGCCCAUGUUUAGGAGCUAGACCAUAUGACUACUUGAAGAAAAAGCUGUCUAACCAUUACGAAUACUUGACUUAUGCAGAAACUAAUACAAAAAAAAAGCAUAUUGGCGCGGGAAUCAUCAAGUCACUUAACGAUAAUCAAUAUCUCAACUUGGAAUUGGAAUCUCAUCGAAAAGUUACCAAUCAUUUGAAAGACUGGAAUAAAUACGGUGCCCCCAACUAUCUCCGUGAUAAUAAAGAUCACAUAAUUGAAAAGAGUUGCUCGUUUGUCUUGUCCAUCUUUGCUGUCAACAGGUUGGAAUGGUUGUUGACUGAUUUGGCGUGCUCUGCCUACUCCAUAACAAAUACUGCAUUGUACGACACCUUGGGGCCCGAUGUUUCACAAUACAUUUUGAAUCUUACCGAAAGUCCGAUUGUUGUUUGCACAAUUGACAAAGUGAAGUCACUCCUCGAAUUGAAAAAGAAUUACUCAAAGGAGACAAAGGCGUUAAUUUCUAUUGUCGUUAUGGAUCCUAUAAGAUAUAUUGACCCUAGAUUGUGUCAAUUGGCAAGUGAGUUGAAGGUUGAAAUCACCGAUUUGCAAGCAAUUGAAUCCCUAGGCAAGGCUAAUCCAAUUGAGGAAUUACCACCAACACCAGAUGCUAUCUUCACCAUAUCUUUUACGUCGGGUACUACUGGCUCGAAGCCAAAAGGUGCCAUGAUUCCUCAUAGAAGCGCCUCCUCAUACAUUACAUUUAUAGCCUGCUAUGAACCACAAGCUAAGCUCGGUGAUAUUGCUUACAUUUUUCUCCCAUUGACACACUUGUUAGAGAGAGAAACCAGUGCUUUUGCUUUCUCUGCUGGAUACGCUUUGGGAUUUCCUCAAACAACAGUUGGACAGACUGGUCUCAACACUUUCUCCAUUAUGGUUGAUGACUUGCGGGUUUUAAAACCAACAUACAUGUCUAUUGUUCCAAGAUUGUUGACCAGGUUGGAAAGCUUAAUCAAAGAGAAAGUUAAGGAACUCAAAUCAGAUGAGCAACACAAAGUCAACCAAAUCAUUCAGUAUAAGCUCCGUGAACAAGCCAAGUUUGAUGGAUCAGCAGCUUACGACGCCACAUUUGAUUCCUAUCCACCCUACGAAAAUUUGCGUAAACUCAUUGGAUAUGAUAGGUUGAAAUGGGUUCAGACUGCUUCAGCUCCAGUUGCUGCAACUACAUUAGCCUACCUCAAAGCAAGUUUGAACAUGGGUGUUCGUCAAAUGUAUGGAUUAACAGAAUCUGGUGCAGCAAUAACUUGUACGGGUGCAUAUGAUGCUCAAGCAGGAACUUGUGGAUCUAUUGCUCCGACUGCGGAAUAUCGAUUACGCAGUGUGAGAGAUAUGGGAUAUGACAUUGACAAGUUGCAAGGUGAAGUGAUGUUACGAGGAAAACAAAUGUUUAAAGGCUACUAUUACAAUCAGGAGGAGACUGACAAGUGUAUCAAUGAACACGGGUGGUUUCAUUCAGGAGAUAUUGCCACUGUUGACGAAAAUGGAAGAAUCACAAUCAUUGAUCGUGUCAAGAAUUUCUUCAAAAUGGCUCAAGGGGAGUACAUUUCUCCUGAAAAAAUUGAGAAUCGAUACUUGUCAUCUAACACCAUCAUCAACCAGUUAUACGUUCAUGGAAAUUCUUUGAAAUCUUACUUGAUUGGUAUAGCAGGUAUUGAUUAUGAACAAGGAUUGAAGUUCCUCAAUGAAGAAUUUGGUAUCAACAAAAUUGGCUUGAGUGAGGAGGAAAUGUUGUCCCACUUGAACAAAAUUGAGGUGAAAACAAGAUUAUUAACGAAGUUAAACGACAAUGUUCGUAACCAAUUGAACGGGUUUGAGUUAUUACACAAUAUCCAUAUUGAAAUAAAUCCAUUAACAGUGGAAAGAGAUGUGAUUACACCAACAUUUAAAUUGAGAAGACCCAUUGCUCAAAAGUUUUUUGCCAAUGCGAUCCACAAGUUGUACGAGGUUGAACAGAGUUUGUUCACAGGAGUCAAGUUGGGAAUUGCCAAGUUGUAG
This is a messenger RNA of Lodderomyces orthopsilosis Co 90-125, 2265 nucleotides long. RefSeq names its product Faa2 acyl-CoA synthetase. The transcript has a single exon. Gene Ontology annotation, molecular function: long-chain fatty acid-CoA ligase activity. Bases 1 to 2265 code for a protein of 754 amino acids. The record is from RefSeq and is a predicted model, not a curated record. NCBI's taxonomy places the organism in Eukaryota, Fungi, Ascomycota, Pichiomycetes, Serinales, Debaryomycetaceae. Gene Ontology annotation, biological process: long-chain fatty acid metabolic process. Gene Ontology annotation, cellular component: membrane; endoplasmic reticulum.